CAUUUUGUAAGAUCCCUAAUUCAAGGUACUGUUUGGACCUUUCGGAGUGCAGCGGCAGGGCUUCCAAGGGAAUCAUUAACUUCACUGGACUAUCUUGUUUGUGGCUGUAUUGACUCUUUGGGAGUCAGUAACAUUUUGCGAUUGGGACACACUGUUUCCCGGACCCUGCUGGCCAGCCCCAAAAUGGAACACACAAAAAUGGUCCUUCUAUUUCUUUUAUUUCUGCCAUCAGGUGAAGGAGACUCCCUGGAUAACUAUGUAAGUACUGAAGGGGCCUGGCUCUUCAGCGUCAUGCAUAAGCAGCUGGAAACUGGAAGCACAGGCGAAUGUGCCACAAAAUGCGAGGAGGAAACCGAGUUCAUUUGCAGAUCAUUCCAAUAUCACAGUAAAGAGCAACAAUGUGUGAUAAUGGCUGAGAACAGCAAGUCUUCCACCAUCACGAGGAGGAGAAAUGUUGUUUUAUUUGAAAAGAAAAUAUAUCUUUCAGAAUGCAAGACUGGAAAUGGAAAGUACUAUAGGGGCAUGAUGGCCAGAACUCGAAAUGGGGUUGUCUGCCAGAAGUGGAAGGAUUUGUCUCCUCAUGUACCCAGGUACUCACCUCAUAGAUUCCCUUCCGAGGGACUGGAGGAGAACUAUUGCCGGAACCCGGACAACGACGAGAAGGGCCCAUGGUGCUACACCACCAACCCAGAGGUCAGAUACGACUACUGCGACAUUCCUCAGUGUGAAGAUGAAUGCAUGUACUGUAGUGGAGAAAACUAUCAGGGUAAAAUUUCCAAGACCAUGUCUGGACGUGACUGCCAGGCCUGGGGCUCUCAGAGCCCGCAUGCUCACGGAUACCUUCCUUCCAAGUUUCCCAACAAGAACCUGAACAGGAACUACUGCCGUAACCCUGACGGGGAGCCCCGCCCGUGGUGCUUCACCAUGGACCCCAACAGGCGCUGGGAGUUCUGCGACAUCCCCCGCUGCACAAUGCUUCCACCACCAUCUGGUCCAACACAUCAGUGUCUGAUGGGAAAAGGUGAAACCUAUCGAGGGAAUGUGGCCAUUACGGCAUCCGGGCACACCUGUCAGCGCUGGAGUGAGCAGACCCCUCACAAGCACAACAGGACCCCGGAGAACUUUCCCUGCAAAAAUCUGGAUGAAAACUACUGUCGUAACCCUGAUGGAGAAACUGCCCCUUGGUGCUACACAACCGACAGGGAUGUGAGGUGGGAACACUGCAAGAUACCAUCCUGCGAUUCAUCUGCAUCGUUGACUUCUUCUAUUUCCAUUUCAGUGCCACCCGAGCAAACCCCUGUAGUCCAGGAGUGCUACCACGGCAAUGGACAGAGUUAUCGAGGUACCUCCUCCAUCACUAUCACAGGGAAGAAGUGUCAGCCUUGGUUAUCUAUGACACCACACCUGCAUCAGAAGACCCCGGAAAAGUACCCAGAUGCUGACUUGACAAUGAACUACUGCAGGAAUCCAGAUGCUGAUGAAAGACCCUGGUGUUUUACCACUGACCCGAGUGUCCGAUGGGAGUACUGUAAUCUGAAGAGAUGUUCAGAGACAGCAGGGAGCCACUCAAAUGCCCCUGCUCUGCCCCAAGCUCCAAGUGUUGAGGCUCCUUCUGAAACAGAUUGCAUGUUCGGGAAUGGCAAAGGAUAUAGGGGCAAGAUAGCAACUACUGCUACCGGCACUCCGUGCCAGGCGUGGGCUGCCCGGGAGCCCCACAGGCACAACAAUUUCACUCCGAAGACGCAUCCUCAGGCAGGUCUGGAGAAGAACUACUGCCGCAACCCGGAUGGAGAUGCCAACGGUCCUUGGUGCUACACAAUGAAUCCAGAAAAGCUUUUCGACUACUGUGAUGUCCCUCUGUGUGUGUCCUCCUCAUUUGACUGUGGAAAGCCCAAGGUGGAACCGAAGAAGUGUUCUGGAAGGAUUGUAGGGGGGUGUGUGGCCAAUGAGCAUUCCUGGCCCUGGCAAGUCAGUCUCAGAACAAGAUUUGGAAGGCACUUUUGUGGGGGCACUUUAAUAUCCCCAGAGUGGGUGCUGACCGCGGCUCACUGCUUGGAGAGGUCCUCUAGCCCAUCAUCUUACAAGGUUGUCCUGGGUGCACACCGAGAAAGACCUCUUGAAGUGGAUGUUCAAAUAAUAGAAGUUUCUAAGCUGUUCUUAGAGCCCACACGAGCAGAUAUCGCCUUGCUGAAGCUAAACAGCCCUGCCAUCAUCACUGACAAAGUCAUCCCAGCUUGUCUGCCACCUGCAAAUUACGUGGUUGCUGACCGGACAGAAUGCUACAUCACUGGCUGGGGUGACACUCAAGGCACCUUUGGUGUUGGUCUUCUCAAGGAAGCCCAGCUCCCUGUGAUUGAGAAUAAAGUGUGCAAUCGCUACGAGUAUCUGAACGAAAGAGUUAGGCCAACCGAGCUCUGUGCUGGUCUCUUGAGUGGAGGUACAGACAGCUGCCAGGGUGACAGUGGAGGACCUCUGGUUUGCUUCGAGAAGGACAAAUACGUUUUACAAGGAGUCACUUCUUGGGGUCUUGGCUGUGCACGGCCCAAUAAGCCUGGUGUUUAUGCCCGCGUUUCAAGUUUUGUUACUUGGAUUGAAGAAGUAAUGAGGGAUAAUUAA
This is a messenger RNA of Trichechus manatus latirostris (Florida manatee), 2616 nucleotides long. RefSeq names its product plasminogen (gene PLG). Gene Ontology annotation, molecular function: serine-type endopeptidase activity; signaling receptor binding. The record is from RefSeq and is a predicted model, not a curated record. The coding region runs from base 184 to 2616 and encodes 810 amino acids. Gene Ontology annotation, biological process: proteolysis. The transcript is spliced from 19 exons. NCBI's taxonomy places the organism in Eukaryota, Metazoa, Chordata, Mammalia, Sirenia, Trichechidae.